AUGACUCUUUACUACUCUUUGGUUUUCCUUUUAUUAGUCGCCGAGUCGGCAGCAUUCGUAGUUUUGAUUUUACCUUUCCCACACGCGUGGAGACGCGGUGUUUUACGUUGGGUGUCAAGGUCAACGUUGGUUGCCAAGUCUCAAGUUGCAUUAAAAUUCGCUUUCAUUUUUGUUUUGAUCUUAUUUUUAGAUGCCACCAAUCGUACAUAUUCUGUCCAACAAGAUAAAAACGAACCACUUGACGCGAGAACAGAGGCUGCACAUCAUGCUAAGAAAUUCUAUAAUCAACGCAACAUGUAUUUGACAGGAUUUACGCUCUUCUUGUCGUUAACAUAUGUGUUAGUGGUAGAACUAUUGGCGAGCGAAGAUAAUCUUGAGGCCUUAAAGAGACAGGCUACCAACCAUUCAAAAGAAUAUUUACGUGCAACGGAUUCCGAGACACAGCUGAAGAGUGAAAUCGAAAAGCUUAAUAAAGAAUUGGAUGAAGAAAAGAAGAAAACUUUAGACUUUGAAACAUUAAAGCAGCAAGCGUCCAACCAAGGCGAUGAAUAUAAUAGAUUGGCUGAUAGAUAUAAUGCACUUGAGAAACAAUUGCAAAGUGGUGAUGAUGAUAAAAAAUCCAAUUAA
This is a messenger RNA of Funneliformis mosseae, 627 nucleotides long. NCBI's taxonomy places the organism in Eukaryota, Fungi, Glomeromycota, Glomeromycetes, Glomerales, Glomeraceae. The record is from the annotation of a GenBank genome assembly.